CAUAUCUACCAUCUCCAGUAUCCUUCACUCCGGUGCAUCGGGAUAGUUAUGACCCAACCCAUCGUUGACGAAGACCCGUCAGCGGCAUCGGACGCGGUGUCGCUGCACACUAUCGCCGAGCAAGCCGACGCAUACGCUCCACAGGAGCAGGAAGACGCUGACUUUGCCCUCGCCCUUGCGCUCGAGGAAGAGGAGUCAGCUAGGUUCGCCCGUACACGAACAAACAUCAACCCUCACAAUGAUGAGCGUAUCGAAUCUCCGGCUGGACCAGAGACAGAGGGAUUCUUACCUUAUCACGAUGAUCCUGAAACUACCGAUGACAUAGAUCCUCCCCCGUAUCGUGACGACCCUGACGCUGAGCCGAUUGAAGGGGAAUCAUCCACUGAUACAGAAGCCGCGGCUGUGCUUCCUCAGCGACAGAGCGCCUUUCUGCGGAUACUCAGAAAAAUUGCAAAAGCAUGGCUCUGUUAUCUCAUGUGCUCCACCGUAUUCACCAUCGUCAUAGUUGUCGUCGUCUUGGUCUUCGCAUUCUUUCACGGCAAAGCAAGUACCAGCCAGGGCGAUCCCAAGGAAGCCGCCUGGUCCGCCUCUGGCUCCCAAGAUUACGACCUGAAUCUUCCAAAGUUGUUUCCCAGUCUAGCAGAGAGCACUUCAGACACAUGCAAGAAGACGUGGGAAGACUUUGCGUCUGGCCUUUCGUGUCAUCGUAUGAUCCUCUCCUCGGCAUGGGACAACGGAAAUGUUACAGAGGUGGAAGCAGCAGGUGCAGACCCUGUUUACUACAAAGAUGCUGUUUGCACGCGGGCGUGCAAAAAAGCGCUCACCAACCUGGACUUACCUAUGCUCAACACAUGUGCGGAUCGAACCAACCACUUCGACUUUGAGCAGUAUGGAAAAGACGGAAAAUCAUACUUUGAGAAAUACAGCAUUGAAGAAGGCCCCGCAGGCGUAUCCAAGAGCUUGUGGGAGCGUUACGACCGCUUGUGCAGCGGACCACCGAAAAGAUAUAUAGGAAGACAGCCGCCGAGUUGCGCAGAAGAUUUAUGGAUGACGUGGGGUAUCGUCGAAGGUAGAAAUGAGGCAAACCUCAACGGCCUGGAUACGUUCCUCGAGCAGACAUCCGUGAAGAAAACAAUACCCUCGGCUCGACAAGUAGUUACGAAAUUGCGCCCGUCGGGUAUGAACGAAACAGUGGCACGCACGCUGAACAGUCGUCGCGUCGGUCCCGGGUAUGGGGAGACCGAGUGCAACACCUGUGUCAAAGACUGGCUCACGAGAAAAGCACUAAGCUUCAGAUACGGCGAGAUGCUGGAGCCUGGAACCAGGACUCCGCUCGGGCUCGCUGACUUCGCGGAUAAAAUGAAGAAUGCGUCUCAGCGAUGCUACGCUUUCCCGCAAGAGCAGAACCGUGUCUGGUCGGCUAUGGGGUGGUGGUGCGACGGAAAGCCAUGUCGCAAGGACGAUGACUCGAUACCCUGGGUUGUUGUCAACAUACUGCACGGCUACGAGAAGCAGUAUAUCGACCCCCCUCCGCCCCAAUUCGAUGUGCACAAUAUUCCUGGGAACAAGAAACAAGCCGUACAUACGCUGCUCGACGCCGUGCAAGACAUGCGUUGCGGCGCCCUGGGCAUCACGUCCGACGACUUGACGAACCCUUUUGUAACAUCGGCACCUGUGCUUUCACGUCUCUGUACUCCACGCUGUCUCAACGCGGUCGACCGCAUCGCCGCCCUCGUCGAAGAUGCAAAGUACGAUGGAUCCCCCUUCGAGGUCAUCUCCGACUCCAUCACGAGCGUCCAUGCUCUCUGCAAAUCGUCCUCUCCUAUAUCUUUCGCUACCACUUCAGACACCAUCUGCGCAGCAGGCUACGCAGCUUUGAAUAUGACAUCGCUCAUCGCAUCCCCCACUUCGCUGUCUCCCUCGAACCCUCCUUUCCCUCGUGCUUCUAUCCUCUCCACUUUCCGCACCGCCCUCGCAUCCAUCCAAGAAUGGAACGACGGUGAUCACUCUGCGGCAUUGCGUUCCCACAAGUCUCUUCAAAAGCUUCGUAUAGCGGAGAGUGUUUGCAACACUUGUGCAGGUGAGAUGUUCAUCGGUCAAGAAGGCAAGUGGAAGGACACAGUCAACGCUUUCCUAUCGGAUCCGGAAGUCAAUGGGACCGAGUAUGUGAGGACGGCAAGAGAGGGAUGGGUGCAGUGCGGAAAGAUGUUUGGAAUGAGGCUGUCCUGGGGACAGAAAAGGAGACUGUUUGAGCAAGUGGGUCUGGGGGAUGGCGUCGCUGGGUUGUCGGCUUGA
Molecule: messenger RNA, 2295 nt
Organism: Periconia digitata
Lineage: Eukaryota; Fungi; Ascomycota; Dothideomycetes; Pleosporales; Periconiaceae
Source: the annotation of a GenBank genome assembly